This is a messenger RNA of Paramisgurnus dabryanus, 6909 nucleotides long. RefSeq names its product C3 and PZP like alpha-2-macroglobulin domain containing 8 (gene cpamd8). Gene Ontology annotation, molecular function: endopeptidase inhibitor activity; protein binding. Gene Ontology annotation, cellular component: extracellular region. NCBI's taxonomy places the organism in Eukaryota, Metazoa, Chordata, Actinopteri, Cypriniformes, Cobitidae. The record is from RefSeq and is a predicted model, not a curated record.
GAAUCUCAUGUGCAUUAACAAAUGCCCCGCUACUCCAGGGGUGGGGUGGAUGGGGUAAUUUUUAAUGCUGAAAUGUGAGCAAUCAGAACCGAGGGGGAUAAAUGAGACACGCCAAGAGGGAUUGUCUUUAGUUUAAAAAAUCACUUGCACGAACAGGAUUUGGAUAAGAAAAAGUCGCACGCGCUGAAGCGGACGGAGCGGAAGCUCGCGCUUACCCCUCGUGGAUAGUUUGGAUACUUGCAUUCCUGAGUUUAUACUGUUGCAACUCGAAAUAGCAGCAACAAUUUUGCCGGAGCACACGCAGAGAAAACUAAUGAGACAUGAUGCGAUUGUUAAAGUGUUCGUGGACUCUGUCGUGGAUUGUUAUCAUGUGCGUUAAUAGCGGAGUUCAUUCACAAGAAAGGCAGGGUUACCUGAUUGCUGCGCCAUCGGUUUUUCGUGCCGGCGUUGAAGAGUCUGUGAGCGUGACCCUCUUCAAUGCUGUGGAUGACACACAAGUGCAUUUGCAGCUCAGCGUCAAAGGCGAGAUUGUAGCACAGAGCCACGGCACUGUACGAGAUAAAGGCACAAUCAAAAUAAAGGUGCCAUCAGAUCUAAGAGGCCAGGCACAUCUGAAGGUUUGGGGGAACCGGCAGCUCAAUGAGGGGGGCUACAUCUUUCACAACCACACCACUGUGACAGUGGACAGCAAAGGAACAACAGUGUUCAUCCAGACCGACAAACCAGUCUAUAAACCCCUUCAGAAAGUACGCAUAAAUGUUUACGCCGUCACGCCAGACCUGAGGCCAACCAGUGAAAAGAUUGAUGCUUACAUAGUGGACCCCAGAGGAUCCCGCAUAGUGCAGUGGAAAGAUGUAAAGCCUGUUUGUUGUGGAAUUGUCAAUAUGAGCUUUCCACUGUCAGACCAACCAGUAUUCGGUGAAUGGUUUGCCUUUGUGGAGAUGCAAGGCCACACAUAUAACAAAUCUUUUGAAGUGCAAAAGUAUGUUAUGCCCAAGUUUGAAGUCAUCGUUGAGCCUCCUCCCUACAUUCGAGAUCUUAACUCGUGUGAGCAGGUCACAGUCAGGGCAAGGUACACCUUUGGAAAGCCAGUGACGGGCAAAUUAACAGUUAACAUGACUGUUAACGGUGUCGGCUAUUACAGGCAUGAAAUGGGACACCCGGUUAUCAAAUCAAUGGAGAUCAAAGACUCAGCCAACUUUAGCCUCUGUGUGAAGGACAUGAUGCCCUUAGAAGUCACUGACCAUUUCCGAGGUGCAGUGAGCAUGUGGGUGACUGUGACCAGUGUUGACGGUGGGAAGCAGACUGUGCAUGAUGAUUCGACACCUGUCCACAAGCAGCUCAUUGACAUCAAGUACUCCAAAGACACCAGGAAGCAGUUCAAGCCUGGUUUGCCCUACAAAGGGAUGAUUGAGGUCACAUAUCCAGAUGGGAGCCCAGCUGAUGGGGUGCAGGUGCGGGUAAAGGCGGAACUCACCCCAAAGGACAACGUCUUUACCAGCGAAAUAGUCUCACACAGUGGCAAGGCCAUUUUUGAGAUCCCCUCCAUACCCACGGCUGCCCAGUACGUCUGGCUGGAGUCAAAAGUGACAGCCAUUCAUGGCAGACCAGCAGGAGACCAGUAUCUUCCCAACUAUCUGUCCAUUAGUAGCUGGUAUUCUCCUAGCAAGUGCCACAUCCAGCUCCUAAGCCCCAGUGCUCCUUUAAUGAUUGGAGAAGAAGCUGAGAUCAAUUUAAAGUCCACCUGUCCCUGUAACUUCACCUUACACUAUGAGAUAGUAUCUCGCGGGAAUAUCGUGCAGUCAGGUCAAAGACAUCCUAACAGCAUGGCCCAUCGCAGAAAGAGAGCUACGGUGACCUUUGACACCAACAUACACACCACCACUAAACCGCCAAGUGACUCGGACUCUGUUGCGUCCUCUAUUCAGGCUGAGACAGACAGCUGUAUGUCAGUUCUGCAUUUCAAUGUCACCCCUGCCAUGGCUCCUCUCAGCCGUCUGAUGGUCUACUAUGUGAGGGACAAUGGUGAAGGGGUCACAGACAGCCUGCAAAUUCCUGUUCAGCCUUACUUUGAAAAUCAAGUUUCUGUAUCUUUGUCCACAAAUGAGUCGAUGCCUGGCAGUCCGGUCAGUCUGAAGGUCCAAGCAGAGAGCGGCUCAUGUGUAUGUGUAGCUUCUGUGGAUAAGAGCAUGUACCUUCUGAAACCAGGCUUCCAGCUCACACCUGAGAAGGUGUUCAAAGAACUGGGUGACUUUGAUGUGUCUGAAGCCUUUGGAGUAUCCAAGGACGAGGGACACUUCUGGUGGCCUGGAUUGUCAUCAAGGCGACGCCGCUCUUCUGUAUUCCCGUGGCACUGGGAUAUAACAAAAGAUGCACGUUUUGCGUUUACGGAGACGGGACUGGUGGUGAUGACGGAUAUGGUGAGCCUGAAUCACAGGCAAAGUGGAGGGAUGUACACCGAUGAGGCUGUGCCUGCUUUCCAGCCGCACACCUCAACCCUUGUGGCAGCCAUGCACGCCCGGACUGGGACACGGGCAGAGAAUCGCAGGCGUACGUUCUUCCCGGAAACAUGGAUAUGGCACUGCUUCAAUGUCAGUAAUGUCACCGGAGAGGCUGAGAUACGAUUGGAUGUUCCUGAUUCCAUUACUACGUGGGUGACGGAGGCUAUCGGUCUGUCUAGGGAAAAGGGGUUUGGCCUGGCUCGGACUGUAGAGCUCCGCACAUUCAAGCCUUUCUUCAUCGACUUCACCCUGCCGUACAGCGUCGUCCGUGGGGAACAGACCAAAGUCCCACUGACUGUGUAUAACUACCUCCCUACCUGCGCAGAGGUCCAUGUGAAAGUAUCAGUGCCCAAAGGAGUCAAGUUUGUGGGUCACCCAGGGAAACCGCAUCUGACACGGAAAAAGUGCGUGGCACCUGGCGAGGCCACGCCCACUUUUAUAGUGCUGCUCUUUUCGGAACUGGUGACCGCCAACAUUACAGCUCGAGCUGUGGCCUAUAGUGAGCCGAGCUGUUGCUCAGAUGGACUGCAGGCCAGCAAAGGGGCCAAAGCUGGUGAAGAACAAGAAGAUCGGAGAAGCCCAGCGGGCAUGGACUAUGUCCGCAGGAGUGUACUGGUAGAGCCUGAAGGUUUACCUAGAGAGUACACAUACAGCGUCUUCUUCUGCCCAAAUGAACGAAUUCACAUCUCCACACCCAACAAAUACGAGUAUCAAUAUGUGAAGAAGCCGGCCAAAGUCACGCACGUUCAAGUAUCCGUCAAAAGCCACAAUGAUGCCCACAUUGCGCUCUCGCCCACUGCACACGACAGCACGGAAAUGGUGGAGAUUGUGCUGGGUGGUCGGCAGAAUUCGCGCUCCUGGAUCUCGCGGGGUAAGAUGGGGGAGCCUGUCGCCAAUGCCCAAACGCCAGGCAUCCUCUCAUGGGAUGAGUUUCGCAGCUUUUGGAUCAGCUGGAGAGGAGGAGGCGUGCAGGUGGGCCACGGCCUAGAGCCAUCCAACGAGAGCCUGAUCAUGCAGUGGACUGGACCACUUACAGCUCACGUACGGCAUAUCGGUUUUUCCACUGGCUGGGGUUCUGUCGGCGAGUUUAGGAUCUGGCGCAAAGAAGAUGCAGAUGAGAACCACAAUGAGGCCUUUACUCUGGGAGUCCCACAAAAUGUGGUACCAGGCUCCGAGAGAGCCACGGCUUCUAUGAUUGGUGAUGUUAUGGGCCCAACGCUCAAUAACCUUCACAAGCUUCUUCGCCUUCCCUUCGGUUGUGGUGAGCAGAACAUGAUCCACUUCGCUCCCAACGUCUUCGUACUCAAGUACCUACAGAAAACCCAUCAGCUCAGCCCAGAGGUGGAGGCAGAGGCCACAGACUACCUACUUCAAGGUUAUCAGAGGCAGCUUACAUACAAGAGGCAGGAUGGUUCCUACAGUGCCUUCGGGGAAAGAGAUUCCUCCGGAAGCAUGUGGCUAACUGCAUUCGUGCUAAAAUCAUUUGCCCAGUCUCGUGGCUUCAUCUUCAUUGAUCCUGAAGAACUACGUGCUGCUAAAUCCUGGUUGAUCUCUCAUCAAAAAGAAGAAGGUUCCUUCCCAGCAAUGGGCCGGAUACUCAACAAAGACCUGCAGGGUGGAAUUCAUGGAAAGAUCUCUUUGACUGCAUAUGUGGUGGCAGCUCUAAUGGAAACAGGGAUUACAACUGAGGAGGAGAAGAAAGCCGUUGCUAAAGCCAAGGCGUUUCUGGAGAGCAACACGUAUUCCGCUGAUGACCCGUAUACUACAGCUCUGACAGCAUAUGCGCUCACUUUACUCCGCAGUCCUUACGCCCCACUGGCUCUCCGGCGACUUAACCACAUGGCCAUCACUCAAGAUGGUUUCACUCACUGGAGUCUCACCGGCAGUACUGUAACUGAUGAAGACACAUUCAUGGGCUUCAGUGAUGGCCUCUCACAGUCAGUGGUGUCGGCUGAAGUUGAGAUGACAGCCUAUGGUCUUCUCACCUACACCCUUCUUGGUGAUGUUGCAUCUGCCCUACCAGUGGUUAAAUGGCUCUCGCAGCAAAGAAAUGCAUUGGGAGGUUUUUCCUCAACUCAGGAUACCUGUGUGGCAUUGCAAUCCCUGUCUGAGUAUGCCAUCCUGUCAUAUGUGGGCAGAGUUAAUCUCACCAUAUCCUUGGCUUCCACUAACCUGGACUUUCAAGAAACCUUUGAGCUUCAGUUGGACAAUAAGAAGAUUCUGCAGAAGGCCAUGAUCCCCAGCAUUCCAACAGGACUAUUUGUCAGCGCUAAAGGAGAAGGCUGCUGUCUAAUGCAGAUCGAUGUGUCUUACAAUGUGCCCGAUCCAGUGGCUAAGCCAGCUUUUCAGCUAAAAGUAGACCUGAAGGAACCCAGGCAGGAACGGCACUCCCCACUUUCCUCCCGGCACAUAUCCCUUCGCUCUCGUUCUCGCGAUGAUAACCGCUCAGAGCUGAAUCGCAAGCGGAGGGCCCCUGUAGAUGACGAGGACCCCGCAGCCCACCAAGAUCACCUGGACUACCGUGUUACACUGGAGGUUUGCACCAGGUGGCUGCACAUCGGCUCAUCCAAUAUGGCUGUCUUAGAAGUCCCUCUGUUGUCCGGCUUUCGUGCGGAUGUUGAGAGUUUGGAGAGGUUGCUAUUGGAUAAGAGAGUAGGUCUGAAGAGGUAUGAGGUGGAUGGCCGAAAAGUUCACUUUUACUUCGAUGAGAUCCCUAGUCAGUGUAUGACUUGUGUAACCUUCCAAGCCAUAAGGGAGUAUAUUGUGGGCAAGACAGCCCCGGUGCCAGUCAAAGUCUAUGACUAUUACGAACCAGCAUUUGAAGCAACUCGUUUCUACAAUGUAAGUGAGAGCAGUCCUCUCGCACGAGAACUGUGUGACGGCACUACGUGUAAUGAGGUUGAGAGCUCAAGCAAUCAUUGGACGGGCUUUGUUCAAAAUGGUCAGUGUAAUAACGUUUUCGACUGUCCAGAGGAGGAACACUACGAGCGCUGUACGUGCUAUCGAGACUGCGGCUAUGACGGCGAACCCGUCUGCGGUUCUGACGGUCAGCUAUAUCAGAACCAGUGUCAGAUGGAAGUGUCCGCCUGCAGAAACGGCACACGGAUCGAGCAGAUGCCCUUUAGUCACUGUCCACGGGUAGGGGUGGUCGUAGAAGAGCGAGAGCUUGCCACAGGAGAGGAACCCGAACAGGAACCUAUACUCAUUCCCGCAGGAGGGGAGGAGCCAGGCUCCAUGGCUGAAGUGUCCUACUAUUCUUACGAGUAUGACCCAGAAACAGAUGCCUUUUUACCAGAGAGCGAGGAGAAGUUAGUGCCUAUAAGAGAGGAAGAUGAGGCAGCAGAUGCUGUCGGGCCUAUAAACGAACAUCUCCUCACAGUGGACACAAAAGACUCGCCUGAGCGAUGAGCCCUGCCUGCCAGCAGCAAAGCCAAGGGCUCGACAUUGUACAUUCUCUGUGAAUAUGUUUGUGUGAAAGAAAUACUGGAAAAGUGAGGUGUGGGUACCCAGCCUCUUGCUAUGAGACAGCUGUGCGUGUUUAUGUCCUAAGAGAGAGAGAGUAUCAUUUCUCCUUUCUUUUUAUAAUAAUAAUAUCUGAUGCAAUUCGUGUAGUUUCCAUAGCUCUUUGCGUUUAUUUGAUGGUAUGUCAUCUCGUAUUCCUCUUGUAAUCUAGUUUUAAUAGUCCAGUAUUUAUGUUUGUAAGUAUAAUUGACGUAAAAUCAAAUAUUUUAUUGUUUUGUUUUCUAUCCUUGGUAUUUAUUUGUGGCUAGUCACUUGUUGUUUGAUUGGUUCGUUUUUUCAUUUCUCUGGCAGAUGUUCAUGUCUUUUCCGACCACAAACUACUUAUGUGGUUUCACACCCUGUAAGUAAGGUGUCACAUUUAAUACAUACUUAUGCGAUGCACAUUUAGGUGUCACAUUUAUGGACAAAAAUGUGUAACGGUUUCAUAACGGAGACCACAACCGUUAAAAAUAAGCUAUAGUUAGUAAAAUAAUAAUAAUUACUUUUGAAUCACAGAUAAUGUCUUAUUGUCACCCAUACUCCGAUUUGAUGUGCAAACAUAAGCUAUUUUAUUUAAACUACUACAUAACAAAUCAAAUGUUGAAUUGCAUUGAAUUUAGUUCUGAUCGUUCCCUUGUGUGUUCAUAUAUUAAAUAUUUUGGAUCGGUAAAUUGUGCUUUCAGCUACUAAGACUUUAACACUCGCAGCUCUGUACCAUAUAAAACACAAUUGCUUGUAGUUUUUUUUUUUGUAGUCAGCACAAAAAUGUAAAUAACAAAUUUUGCAAAAUGUUGAAUUUUGAGAUCACUGCAAAUUUGAAUGGACUUAAAUUGAAUGUAACCUACAAUUCUUUCAAAAGCAAAAUAUUUGGAACUUCAUCAAAAAGAAUAAACUUUUUAUUCAAUAU